Acaulospora morrowiae is the source of this 186-nucleotide messenger RNA. The record is from the annotation of a GenBank genome assembly. NCBI's taxonomy places the organism in Eukaryota, Fungi, Glomeromycota, Glomeromycetes, Diversisporales, Acaulosporaceae.
GACAAGAUAAAAAAAAGAAAACAGGAGAUACAUGCUUCAUUUUAUAAACUAUUAGACAAUGGUAUUGAUGAUGGAAAAUCGGUUCAUGAUCAAAAAAGAAAACAAACCAACAAAAAUCUGACUAGUAACACCAAUAAGGAGAACAAGGAUAUCUGUAUUGAGGAUGUGGAUAAUAAUGAAAAUGAA